This is a messenger RNA of Didymosphaeria variabile, 1005 nucleotides long. RefSeq names its product GTP cyclohydrolase 1. The record is from RefSeq and is a predicted model, not a curated record. Bases 1 to 1005 code for a protein of 334 amino acids. NCBI's taxonomy places the organism in Eukaryota, Fungi, Ascomycota, Dothideomycetes, Pleosporales, Didymosphaeriaceae. Gene Ontology annotation, molecular function: zinc ion binding; GTP binding; GTP cyclohydrolase I activity. Gene Ontology annotation, cellular component: cytoplasm. Gene Ontology annotation, biological process: tetrahydrofolate biosynthetic process; tetrahydrobiopterin biosynthetic process. The transcript has 3 exons.
AUGGACUCACCUCCCUUCAGACCAAAGCCCAUUCCCGCCCACCUCAUCAACGGCCACUCGCCGCUCGCACAGUCCUCUAGGGUCGAAGACAAAGACAAAGCUACCGAAAUGCGCGACCGAAAAGAGCGAGACAAUCUCUACUCUUCUAUCGAAGCCUCGAACCGCGGGCGCCAGGUCGUCAAUUUCGACGGCCCGGACGGCUACUUUCCCAAGACCUCUACAAGCGCCGACGCCGACGGCCACGAUGCGCAUCAUGAAUACGAACUAGUACACAGCGGUAUCGACGUCGAGGGUUACGUGGAUGAGCACGCUGCGAAGACGCCGCUAGCCACCAGUCGGGCGCACAGUCCUUACACUCAGCAUCCGACCAUCGAUUUCGAUGGCUUGAGCUGGCCGAGCAAAGGAACCCGCGAACGGAAAGAAGCCACUGCCGAAGAAAAAGAACAGCGGUUGGCGAAGCUGUCCGGCGCCGUGCGAACCAUUCUAGAGUGCAUUGGAGAAGAUCCCGACCGUGAAGGCCUGCUAGAUACCCCUGACCGCUACGCAAAAGCGCUGCUCUUCUUCACAAAGGGCUACGAGGAGAACUUGCGCGAGAUCGUAAACGGUGCUGUUUUCCACGAAGACCAUGACGAGCUGGUCAUAGUGAAGGACAUUGAGAUUUUCUCACUGUGCGAGCACCACCUCGUACCGUUUACUGGCAAGAUGCACAUUGGAUACAUACCCAACCGCCGUGUGAUCGGCCUCUCCAAGCUGGCUCGCAUCGCUGAAAUGUUCGCCCGUCGCCUGCAGGUCCAGGAACGCCUUACCAAACAAGUCGCACUUGCUCUCUCCGAAAUGCUUCAGCCCCAGGGCGUGGCCGUUGUAGUAGAAUCGAGCCAUUUUUGCAUGGUGAUGCGGGGAGUGCAAAAGACCACGGCAAGCACCACCACCAGCUGCAUGCUCGGUCGUAUGCGGUCAACUGCUAAAACCAGGGAAGAAUUUCUGAACCUAAUCAAGCGAAACUAG